Messenger RNA from Coffea eugenioides, 1186 nucleotides. Its product is annotated as fasciclin-like arabinogalactan protein 7. The record is from RefSeq and is a predicted model, not a curated record. The coding region runs from base 188 to 958 and encodes 256 amino acids. The transcript is spliced from 2 exons. NCBI's taxonomy places the organism in Eukaryota, Viridiplantae, Streptophyta, Magnoliopsida, Gentianales, Rubiaceae.
GAUUUCUUCAAAUUUCAGUUUGUACCUACUCUAGCUUUUUCACUUCACCAGCUGCCACCCAAGACCGAAAUUUUCUGUCCCUGGUUCUUUUAUAUACUUUGUCCCUAGCACUUCCAAACCCAGAGCCUCCUCCAUCAUCCCAACUUCAGCUUUUGUGUCUGAAUUGCUCUGGCCAGGAAAGGGGAAAAUGGAAGGUAAAUUGUUUUUCAUGAUUAUUUCGAUGUUGGUGGUUUGGUGCUCUACAUCAGUCAAUUCACAAUCUGUUGGAUCUCCUCCAAUCUCAAGUCCAGCACCAGCUCCAGCCCCAGAACAUGUGAACCUCACACACUUACUUUCUUAUGCUGGUCCAUUCCACACCUUCCUUAACUACCUUGAGAAGAUCAAAGUCUUAGAAACUUUCCAAAACCAAGCCAACAAUACUGAAGAAGGCAUUACAAUUUUUGCCCCAACAGAUGAUGCCUUCUCCAAGCUCAAGAACCCAUCUCUGUCUAAUCUCACCGAUGAUCAGAUUAAAUCAGUCCUCCUUUUCCAUGCCUUAUCGCAUUACUACUCCCUAUCAGACUUCAAGAACCUUAGCGAAAUGAGCCCGGUGAUGACCUAUGCCGGUGGACAAUACACCUUGAAUUUCACAGAUGUGUCUGGAGAUGUAUCUAUUGAUUCAGGAUGGACUAAAACAAAAGUCAGUAGCAGUGUUGUUGCAACUGACCCUAUCGCCGUUUAUGAGAUAAAAAAUGUUCUUCUUCCAGAAGCGAUUUUUGGCGCUGGCAUUCCACCAACUGCAGCACCCGCACCUGCUCCUCAUAUUGCCCCUUCUGCAGAUACCCCUGUUGCUGAUGUUGGUGGGAGCAAUUCGUCUCCAAAAUCAUCUCCGUCUUCCUCUUGCAAGAUUAGCAACUUGGGUAUCUUAACUCAAUUGAUUUUGGCAAUUGCAAGUGGAGUAGUUUUAAUGUUCUCCUAAGGGGUGAUUUGUUCAGCUUUUAAUUUAUAUUGAAAGAAAGAGUUGAUUGAUGCCUUCAUUCCAUUGAAUUGAUAUAAUGUACAAGAGUUGUAGGUACUAAUUAUCACCAUUAUAUCAAAGCCGAAAUUUUCUUGUUUUCUCAUUGUUAAUUUUGUUUUUGUUGUUGACUUUUGUGAAAGAUGUAAAGGGUUUGUUGUCUCUUGGUAUAAAGACUCAAUUAUACUCUUA